Sesamum indicum (sesame) is the source of this 1444-nucleotide messenger RNA. RefSeq names its product Protein kinase superfamily protein (gene RIPK). Gene Ontology annotation, biological process: protein phosphorylation. The record is from RefSeq and is a predicted model, not a curated record. NCBI's taxonomy places the organism in Eukaryota, Viridiplantae, Streptophyta, Magnoliopsida, Lamiales, Pedaliaceae. Gene Ontology annotation, molecular function: ATP binding; protein kinase activity.
AUGCAGAAAACCAUACAUCCUCAGUUAAGUCUUAUAAAAGGACUUGCAAACCUUACAUGUCUCCAUGUCCGCUCCAACACAACACUUAGUCCUCAUUCCAAUCAACAACCCAUCAAUCUUUUCUUGUUUUCAGCUCAUCCACCGUUCAUCAUAAGGACAUCUUACAUAAUCAAUGGCUGUCAACAAGAAGAGGAAGAUGAAAUGGCAGCACCGUUUUCGGAGCUGUUUCAAGCCCGACGCCCCGAACCCCGACCAGAAGAAGCCCGUCUUGAAGCAACCUUCGUUUCAGGGGAUUUCGUUGUCGGAUUUCAGCAGUUCCACGCUUUCGGAGGAUCUGUCUAUUUCCCUGGCCGGCUCCAAUCUCCACGUCUUCACGCUUCAGGAGCUGAAGCUCAUAACGCAGAACUUCUCGUCCACCAAUUUUCUCGGUCAAGGCGGGUUCGGGCCUGUUCACAAGGGCUUCAUUGAUGAUAAGAUGAGGCCCGGCUUGAAGGCCCAGCCCGUGGCCGUCAAGCUCUUGGAUUUGGAUGGCGCGCAAGGCCAUAGAGAAUGGCUGACUGAAGUGAUAUUUCUUGGUCAACUGAGACAUAGAAAUUUGGUGAAGUUGAUUGGAUACUGCUGUGAAGAAGAACACAGGCUUCUGGUAUAUGAAUACAUGCCCAGAGGCAGCCUGGAAAAUCAACUCUUUAGAAGGUUUUCUGUUUCACUUCCAUGGUCAACGCGAAUGAAGAUUGCUUUGGGAGCUGCAAAAGGGCUUGCCUUUCUGCACGAAGCUGAAAAACCUGUCAUAUACCGAGAUUUUAAAACUUCCAACAUUUUGCUGGACUCCGAUUACACUGCCAAGCUCUCCGAUUUUGGGCUUGCCAAGAACGGACCAGAAGGAGACAACACGCAUGUUUCCACCCGCAUCAUGGGCACACACGGUUACGCUGCACCCGAAUACAUCAUGACAGGUCAUUUGACAGCAGCGAGCGAUGUGUACAGCUUUGGAGUAGUACUCUUGGAGCUUCUAGCAGGCCGAAAAUCGGUAGACAAAAGCCGGCCUCACAGAGAACAGAACCUGGCAGAGUGGGCGAGGCCAAUGCUGAAGAACCCCCGGAAGCUAAGCCGAGUAAUGGAUCCAAGACUGGAAGGGCAGUACUCCGAAAUAGGGGCUCAGAAGGCGGCAGCAAUAGCCCAUCGAUGCUUAAGCCAUCGUCCCAAACUCAGACCGACGAUGAGCCAAGUGAUCAAAGUCUUGGAGCCCUUGAAGGAUCUUGAUGACAUUCAAACAGGCACGUUUGUGCUUGCAGUUUCCCCAGACGGUGACUCCCACAAGGAACUGAAAGGCCAUAGGAACAGGCCCAAGUGCUCUAGAUCUUCACUUGUUUUCAAUGAAACUGGUCUAGAUUAAAACCUGGGAAAAGUUUGCAUCCAAUGCACCAAGGUUAAUGAGUUACACAAG